AUGUCUGCCGAAGCCACCACUACCCCCCCUGUCGCUGACAGCAAUGCCAACGGCACCACCCCCGAGGCCAACGGUGCUCCCGCCGCUGCCGCCGCCGUCGAGACCGCCGGCGAGGGUGCCAAUGCUCAGCCUCACUCCGCUUCCCUGUACGUUGGUGAGCUCGACCCCUCCGUGACUGAGGCCAUGCUCUACGAGCUGUUCUCUUCCAUUGGUCAGGUUGCCUCCAUCCGUGUCUGCCGUGACGCUGUCACCCGCCGUUCGCUCGGUUAUGCCUACGUCAACUACAACAACACCGCCGAUGGUGAGCGUGCUCUGGAGGACCUGAACUACACCCUCAUCAAGGGCAAGCCCUGCCGUAUCAUGUGGUCUCAGCGUGAUCCCGCUCUGCGCAAGACUGGCCAGGGCAACGUUUUCAUCAAGAACCUGGACAACGCCAUUGACAACAAGGCUCUGCACGACACCUUUGCUGCCUUCGGUAACAUUCUGUCCUGCAAGGUCGCCCAGGAUGAGUUCGCCAACUCCAAGGGUUACGGAUUCGUCCACUACGAGACUGCCGAGGCCGCCAACAACGCCAUCAAGCACGUUAACGGCAUGCUUUUGAACGACAAGAAGGUCUUCGUCGGUCACCACAUCUCCAAGAAGGACCGCCAGAGCAAGUUCGAGGAGAUGAAGGCUAACUUCACCAACAUCUACGUCAAGAACCUUGACACUGAGAUCCCCGAUGAGGAGUUCCGCAUCAUGUUCGAGCAGUUCGGUGAGAUCACCUCCGCUACCCUCAGCCACGACCAGGACGGUAAGAGCCGUGGUUUCGGUUUCGUCAACUACUCCACCCACGAGGCUGCGCAGGCCGCCGUCGACGAGAUGAACGAGAAGGACAUCAAGAGCCAGAAGCUUUACGUUGGUCGUGCCCAGAAGAAGCACGAGCGUGAGGAGGAGCUCCGCAAGCAGUACGAGGCUGCCCGUCUCGAGAAGGCCUCCAAGUACCAGGGUGUCAACCUCUACGUCAAGAACCUGACUGAUGAUGUCGAUGACGAGAAGCUCCGUGAGCUCUUCGUCUCCUACGGAACCAUCACUUCCGCCAAGGUCAUGCGCGACAGCCUGACCGACCGCUCUCCCAGCCCCGACUCCGAGGAGAAGGAGGCCGAGCAGGAGACCGAGGCCAAGGAGGAGAAGACCGAGGAGAAGAAGGAGGAGACUGAGGAGCAGACCGAGGAGAAGACCGAGGAGAAGACCGAGGAGGGCGAGGAGGAGGGCGAGAAGGGCGAGAAGAAGCUCCUUGGCAAGAGCAAGGGCUUCGGUUUCGUCUGCUUCAGCAGCCCCGAUGAGGCCUCCAAGGCUGUCACUGAGAUGAAUCAGCGCAUGGUCAACGGCAAGCCCCUUUACGUCGCUCUCGCUCAGCGCAAGGAUGUUCGCCGCAGCCAGCUCGAGGCCAGCAUCCAGGCCCGCAACACCAUCCGUCAGCAGCAGGCCGCCGCUGCCGCUGGUAUGCCCCAGCCUUACAUGCAGCCCGCGGCUGUCUACUACAACCCCGCCCAGCAGGGCUUCAUUCCCGGUGCUCAGCGUGGUGGUAUGCCCUUCCCUCCUCAGCCCGGUAUGGUUAUGGGAAUCCCUGGUGGACGCCCCGGCCAGUACCCCGCUGGUUUCCCCGGUCAGCAGGGUGGCCGCGGCAUGGCUCCUCCCCCUAACUUCCAGGGUAUGCCCAUGAACAUGCAGGUUCCCGGCGGUGUUCCCAACGGUAUGGGCUACCCCAUGCAGGGUCAGUUCGGUCGUGGUGCUGGUGGCCGUGGUCAGGUCCCCGGUAUGCCCAUGGGUAACAUGCGUGGUGGUCCUGGCUUUGGUGGCCGUGGUGGUCCUCAGAUGGGUCGUGGCCGUGGCCAGCCCGCUCCUGCCGGUCAGCCCGCCCAGGAGGCCGUUUCCUCCAGCGGUAUCAACCACCAGACCUUUGCCGCUGCUCCCCCUCAGCAGCAGAAGCAGAUGCUUGGUGAGGCUCUCUACCCCAAGAUCCAGGCCCAACAGCCCGAGCUUGCUGGUAAGAUCACCGGUAUGCUCUUGGAGAUGGACAACACUGAGCUCCUUGGACUGCUCGACGAGGAGGAUGCUCUCCGCGCCAAGGUCGAUGAGGCCAUUAACGUCUAUGAUGAGUAUAUGAAGAACAAGGGUACCGAGGGUGAGUCGGCUGCCGAGACCAAGCCCCAGGAGGCCCCCAAGGAGGCUUCCUCGGAGGAGAACAAGUCCUAA
Molecule: messenger RNA, 2238 nt
Organism: Penicillium pulvis
Lineage: Eukaryota; Fungi; Ascomycota; Eurotiomycetes; Eurotiales; Aspergillaceae
Gene: pab1
Product: polyadenylate-binding protein
Exons: 2
Coding region: 1-2238 (745 amino acids)
Cellular component (GO): ribonucleoprotein complex
Molecular function (GO): RNA binding
Source: RefSeq, a predicted model, not a curated record